This is a messenger RNA of Tyto alba (common barn owl), 2203 nucleotides long. It is a transcript of the gene CCNE1, whose product is annotated as cyclin E1. Gene Ontology annotation, cellular component: cytoplasm; nucleus; cyclin E1-CDK2 complex. The record is from RefSeq and is a predicted model, not a curated record. The transcript has 9 exons. Gene Ontology annotation, molecular function: cyclin-dependent protein serine/threonine kinase regulator activity. NCBI's taxonomy places the organism in Eukaryota, Metazoa, Chordata, Aves, Strigiformes, Tytonidae. The coding region runs from base 670 to 1686 and encodes 338 amino acids. Gene Ontology annotation, biological process: G1/S transition of mitotic cell cycle; regulation of cyclin-dependent protein serine/threonine kinase activity.
AAACAGUUGUGGUCCUUCAAAAGAAGAGGGUGAAUGUUCUCUGGCUUUAGUUGCAAACUUUCUCUACUGUGAAAAUACGCAGCAUCCCUCUACUCACCACUGGUGAGGCCACACCUGGAGUACUGUGUCCAGUUCUGUGCUCCACAGUACAAGAGAGACUUGAACAUACUGGAAAGAGUCCAGCAAAGGUCCACUAAGAUGAUUAAGGGACCAGAGCAUCUCUCCAUUCAGGAAAGGCUGAGGAAGCUGUGACUGUUAGCCUGGAGAAAAUAAGGCUUGGGGAGAUUAUAUCAAUGUAUAAAAAUACUUUAAGGAAGGUUGUAAAGAAGAUGGAGCCAGGCUCUUUUCAGUGGUGCCCUGUGAUAGGACAAGAGGAGAGGAAAACAAACUGAAUCAUAGGAGGUUUCCUCUGAACAUCGGGAAACACUUUUUUUUUUUAGUGUGAGGAUGACCAAGCACUUGCACAUGUUGCCCAGAGAAGUUGUGGAACCUCCAUCCUUGGAGAUACUCAAAAAGCCAUCUGGACAUUGUCCUGGGCCACUGCCUUUAGGUGGCCCUGCUUGAGCAGGGGGGGAUUGAACAAAAUGACUUACAGAGAUCCCUUCCCAUCUCAGUGGUUCUGUGCAGUUUAAAGAGCUGUCCUGGAAUAAUGUUCACAAAAAUGUCCAUAUGCUGAUUCCUACUCCGGAUAAAGAUGAUGAUCCAGUUGGUGUUGAUUACUCUCACUUUAUACAUCUAAGUGUUGUUCCAACUAGAGCUUCACCUUUACCAGUUCUAGGCUGGGCUAACAGAGAGGAUGUAUGGAAAAAUCUGAUAAACAAAGAAGAGACAUAUGUGAGGGAUAAGCUUUAUAUGCAAAGGCACCCUCUCCUGCAACCUAAAAUGAGAACGAUUCUUCUAGACUGGCUAAUGGAGGUUUGUGAAGUCUACAAGCUUCAUAGAGAAACUUUUUAUUUAGCACAAGAUUUCUUUGAUCGGUUUAUGGCAACACAACAGAAUGUUGUAAAAACACUAUUGCAGCUUAUUGGUAUCUCUUCUUUAUUCAUAGCAGCAAAGCUUGAGGAAAUUUAUCCACCAAAGUUGCACCAGUUUGCCUAUGUUACAGAUGGAGCUUGUACAGAAGAUGAAAUCCUCAGUAUGGAAUUGAUCAUCAUGAAGGCUCUUAACUGGAACUUAAAUCCACUGACAGUUGUAUCAUGGCUAAACAUUUACAUGCAAGUUGCAUAUUUAAAUGAGCUUUAUGAGGUAUUGCUGCCACAAUAUCCACAGCAAAUAUUUGUACAAAUAGCAGAGCUCUUGGAUCUCUGUGUGCUGGAUAUUGGCUGCUUGGAAUAUACCUAUGGAGUACUUGCAGCUUCUGCUUUGUAUCACUUCUCCUCAUCUGAGUUGAUGCAGAAAGUUUCAGGUUAUGAAUGGUGUGAGAUAGAGGAAUGUGUAAAAUGGAUGGUUCCAUUUGCAAUGGCUAUAAGGGAAGUAGGAAGCUCCAAACUCAAACACUUCAGAGGUAUAGCUCCUGAAGACUUGCACAAUAUACAGACGCACAUAAACAGCUUGGAUUUGCUGGACAAAGCUCAAGCAAAACAAGCCAUAUUGGCUGAGCAAAAUAGGACUUCACCUUUCCCCACUGGUGUCCUUACACCACCACAAAGUAGUAAGAAACAGUCUUCUGGACUGAAGCCAAUAUGACUUUAGAAACUGUUGACAGACAAUUUUGCCGAAGUGCCUGUUCUGCUGGUUCUAACUCCUGCUCCAUUACAGAAAUGCUGCCAGUGAACUUCAUAAGCUUUUAUGGAAUCUGUAAAGGAAACCUUACUUUUUUUUGUGACAGAAGAACUUUUCUAUUUGAAAUAUUUUUAUUGAAUGUUAAAAUAUUUUAAAGAAAUGGAUCAAGUACACCAGCCACUUAAAAGAACACUGAAGAGUGCUCCAAAUGCUGCUAUGGAGGGUGAUGCUUGAUGUGACCAACUGUUCAGAAAAAGGGCUUGAAGUUUAGAUUAGUUACUGUGCCUGUUUGUCCUCUGGAUAAUCUGUAGUCAUACUGUCCCCUGUUGACAAAUGGGCAAAAUGUGCUGUGGAAGACAACGUUUCAAAGCCUCUUUUUCAAAUGGUUGGCUUACAACGUGAUGCCUUUUUAAGAACCCUUUAUUGUAAAUGCUGCUAUGUCUCUGUGUAUCCAUUUUUAAUAAAAAUGCUGUCUAAGACA